Lytechinus variegatus (green sea urchin) is the source of this 1478-nucleotide messenger RNA. It is a transcript of the gene rplp0, whose product is annotated as 60S acidic ribosomal protein P0-like. The record is from RefSeq and is a predicted model, not a curated record. NCBI's taxonomy places the organism in Eukaryota, Metazoa, Echinodermata, Echinoidea, Temnopleuroida, Toxopneustidae. Bases 151 to 1095 code for a protein of 314 amino acids. Gene Ontology annotation, biological process: cytoplasmic translation; ribosomal large subunit assembly; ribosome biogenesis. The transcript is spliced from 8 exons. Gene Ontology annotation, cellular component: cytosolic large ribosomal subunit. Gene Ontology annotation, molecular function: structural constituent of ribosome; large ribosomal subunit rRNA binding.
CUGCUUCAUCAGUGAGUAGGUGGAGUAUGGUCGCGUGCACCAACAAAGCACGUGUACUAGUUACCAGCCAAUUCUGUCUCUUUCGUUAUCUUCGUCUGAAAUUUUUGUCUUGUCUUUAAAUCAGCUUCGGCGAUCCUUGAGUCACACAAGAUGGUCAGGGAAGACAAGGCCACAUGGAAGUCCAACUACUUCGUCAAACUCAUUGAAAACUUGAAUGAGUUUCCCAAGUGCUUCAUCGUAGGUGUUGACAAUGUCGGCUCCAAGCAGAUGCAGGCUAUCCGUGCCUCUCUACGAGGACAUGGUGUUGUCCUCAUGGGCAAGAACACCAUGAUCCGCAAGGCCAUCAGAGGACACUUGGAGAAAGAUCCCGGUCUGGAGAAACUCCUUCCUCACAUGAAGGGCAAUGUUGGUUUUGUGUUCACCAAGGGAGACUUGUUGGAAGUCAGAGAGUUGAUCCUUUCAAACAAGGUUGCUGCCCCAGCCAAGGCCGGUGCUCUUGCACCCAUCGAUGUGUUCAUUGAUGGCCACAACACUGGUUUGGGACCCGAGAAGACCUCCUUCUUCCAGGCUCUCUCCAUCGCCACCAAGAUCGCCAGGGGAACCAUUGAAAUCUUGAACAGGGUACAUCUGAUCAAGAAGGAUGAGAAGGUAGGAGCUUCUGAGGCUACCCUGCUUCAGAUGUUGAAGAUCUACCCAUUUUCAUAUGGUCUCCAGAUUCGCCAAGUGUACCAGGAUGGCUCUGUAUUCCACCCCAGCAUCUUGGAUAUUACCGAUGCAGACAUUCAUGCAAAGUUCAUUGCCGGCGUCGCCAACGUGGCCGCACUCUGCCUGCAGAUUGGCUAUCCAACCCUCGCCAGCGUACCUCACUCCAUUGUCAAUGGCUUCAAGAACGUCCUGGCUAUUGCUGUGGCAACAGAGAUCACAUUCCCCCAGGCAGAACAAGCAAAGGCCUUCCUAGCUGAUCCAUCAGCAUUCUUGGCAGCAGCUGCGGCGUCUGCUCCGGCGGCUGCUGAGGAAACGAAGGAAGAAGAACCCAAGAAGGAGGAAUCCGAGGAGGAAUCCGAUGAUGACAUGGGAUUCGGACUCUUUGACUAGCCAACUUGCGGGGGCCUCUCUCUCAUCGACUCACUAUCUUACAGUAAAAUGGGACAAGAACAACCUCAACCUUCUGAUGAGUUAAUGAUAAAUUGGUGCACAUUUGAAGGCUAGUAGACUUUUGGUCUGCUUUGCCACUCACCAUCAUUCCAUGAACACUUUCAAGAAAAUAUCUUCUGCAAGUUACUGAUGGCAGUCCAUCUUCUGCAUGUGAACUCUUGUUUUGGUAAAGACGGAGCUUACGGCUUCAAUUCCAAAGUUGUUCAUUUCUCAGUAUUUUUCCUCGUCCCUUUUUACUGCAUGUUUGUGAUAGCAAGCAUAUGGGAUGAACAUUUAAGUUUCAAUGUGUGAUGAGAUGAAUAAAUUAUACCAACUACAAUUCA